Acanthamoeba castellanii str. Neff is the source of this 1932-nucleotide messenger RNA. RefSeq lists its product as uncharacterized. NCBI's taxonomy places the organism in Eukaryota, Discosea, Longamoebia, Acanthamoebidae. The transcript is spliced from 11 exons. The record is from RefSeq and is a predicted model, not a curated record. The coding region runs from base 1 to 1932 and encodes 643 amino acids.
AUGUACUGGACGAUGAAGAACGACGAGCUGGCCAAGGGCGACCUCGAGCGAGCUGUUACCUGUCGCGACUGUGAGCCGCAGGAUCCUGCGCGUGAACUACCCCAGGCCGGCGGCGCCGACGAGGGCGGUGUUGUGUUCGGCCGGGACCGCCGCGGCCACGAGCUUUUGAGACGAAGCGACGACGAGAGCGGAGAAGAGUCGCAGCCGCUCACGGCUGGCCUUGUCGAGGAGCGCAACAAGAAGAAUCAUCACAAUCACCAUCAACAUCACCAUCACCAUCAUCAAAGCAGACACCACCAAGCCAGCCUGCUCGACUACAUCGCGGGUCUGCGGUACUACGAGGAGCGACAGCUGUACCACAUCUUUCUCCUGCGCAAGCGCGAUCCGUCGUUCCGGGUCAUCUUCGUGUCAUCGGUCGACAUCCCUCACGAGGUGAUCGCCUACUACUUCCGCCUCAUGCGCUCCACUGGCAGCUUUACGGAUGAAGAUGAGGCGAGCUGGUGGGAGCGGCUGGUGCUGCUGCCUGUGCGCGACGCGUCGCCCACGCCGAUAACCAAGAAGAUCUUGCGCCACCCGACUUUCCUGUCCCAAGUGCGCUCCCACACUUCGCCCGACACGGGCAUGUUCUGCGUGUUCACGACCGGCCGGGAGGAGAAAAUCGCUUCAUCACUGCGGGUUCCGCUGUUGGCCGUACGAAAGAAUUGCCUCCACUUUGGGACCAAGAGCGGGUCGCGCGAGGCCUUCCUGCGCACGGGCGUUCCGCACCCGCAGGGAACGAAGCUCUGCCAUUCCAAGCGCGAGCUGGCCCAGGAGAUGGCCGGCCUGUGGCGCUACCUCAAGGCCAAGUACCAGCGGCUCACCGCUCACCACACCAACGGCAGCAAGGGGUUGUGGCGUGCGUUGAUGCCGCGAAAGGUGGUGAUUAAGCUGGACGAUGCGUUCUCCGGCGAGGGCAACGCGCUGCUCGACAUCACCGAGUUGCACGCCUACCGGGGCGACAACCACUCCACCCAGUUCGUGGACCUCAUCGAGCAGCAGUUCACGCACGAGCGCACGCGAUUCCAGGCCGUCGAAGAGUGCUGGGACACGUUCGCUCCCAAGUGCGCGUCUGUCGGCGUGCUCGCUGAGAUCUUCCUCGACUCAUCGGACCACGUCAACGACGGCCAGGUCCAUCUCAUGGCGACCCACGAACAGAUGAUGGGCGGGCCUGACGGCCAAAACUACCAGGGCUGCGUGUUCCCUGCGCAGUCGACCUACCGCCUCACCAUCCAAUCCAACGUUCGCAAGGUGGGCCAAUAUUUGGCCUCGCAGGGCGCUAUCGGCCACUUCUCGGUCGACUUCCUCGCCAGGCGCGUCGACCUCUCCAACCCGAGCACGCCGGUGCGACUGGUGGCCGAGCGCCACACCCCGGAGACCUCGGUCUGCGAGGAUGAGGCCGACAUGGUCGAGGCCAACUGCGCCUUCGACGAGGACGGCUAUCUUUGGGACUUGCACGCGCUCGAGAUCAAUCUUCGCCCCGGAGGAGCAACGCACCCGAUCAUGACCCUCAACCUCCUGACCGAUGGGUACUACGACGAGUCCACCGGCCUGUACACCCUCGACGAGGACAGCCCCACCUACGAGGGGCUCCUCGACGACCAGAAGAAGCACCGGUACUACGUGGCCAGCGACAACGUCAAGCAUACGGCCUUCGUAGGCAUGACGCCGGGCGAGAUCAUCGGCCUCUUCGAAGGCCACCCGCUUGAAUUCGACGGCCGACGCGCCACCGGCACGAUCUUCCACAUGCUGAGCUGCGCGCGCGAGUACGGCAAGCUGGGGAUGGUGUGCAUCGGCAGCUCCCCCGCCGAAGCUCGGGCCAUCUACGACGCCACCUUCCAGCGCCUCCUCGACUCACGCCAGCACUCCUCACCCUUCUCCUCCUCCACCAUGUAA